AGCUCCUACCUCAACUAGCACCAAGUUGUUAGAAAUGGAUAAGCUCAGAAGAAAUUACGUUGCCGAUAUCUGCUCCAGAUUUGUGGACGACUAUUUACGUCAACUGGACAACUUUCACUCCAAGGGGAAGUCCGGAAGAAAAAUCCGCCUAGGAGAAAUCGUCGUAAUCCACGACGAAAACUCCAAACGUUUAAUGUGGCCGAUAGGAGUAGUUAAGGAAUUAAUACCUAGCCGUGACGGACUUGUUCGUUCCGUGAUGCUUAAAAUUCCCAACGGGAACCUCAUUAAUCGAGCAAUUCAGUCCCUUCACCCCACAGAACUAAGAGAAGAUCGAGAUGAGGACAUCGAGAUUGAAAAUCCGGAUCCGACCCAGGAGCCGGAUGAGGAUCCAGCUCCACUUGUCCUAACACCGGAAAUUGAGCCAGCGGUCAGAAAUGUGGUACCGGCCGCCGGAGAGACGGACAACGUCGUCGGAGAAGUCGAGCCAGAUGGUACGGGCUCUAGUGGGGAGUAUGUUGGGAAUGUAAUCGCCCAACAGACGACGACAACCCGAUCCGGCCGCCGGACGACUGCACCCGCGCAUUUGCGCGACUAUUGUCUCAGGGGCCCCCGAUAGGUGGCCCCAAACCCCCAUUGUUUCCCCUCCUUUAAUUGUUACACCCCCACUAAGUGACUGUAAAUCUAUCAGUGUAAA
Daphnia magna is the source of this 694-nucleotide messenger RNA. RefSeq lists its product as uncharacterized. The transcript has a single exon. NCBI's taxonomy places the organism in Eukaryota, Metazoa, Arthropoda, Branchiopoda, Diplostraca, Daphniidae. The coding region runs from base 35 to 616 and encodes 193 amino acids. The record is from RefSeq and is a predicted model, not a curated record.